AUGGAGAACGGUACCGGUCGUAUCAGCACCUUGCGUAGUCUAGUUCGGCCUGUUUCACCAUUGUCUCGUAUGUCCAAGUCACUUUUACCGGGUGAUGACUUGACCCAAGAUACCCCGUCCACUCGCCGUGGGGCUCCAUCUGCACGAAGCCGCAGUCGUUCCCCAAUCCUGGCGUCCGCGGUGCAUUUGGCCAGACCCCGUGCGCUUGACGUGAAUCCGCACAAUCUGGAAGAGGAUGGGGAAACGAGGAGAAUCAUUGUUCGCCGUCCAGAUCUGACAUUGAAUUCCGAUCCGUUAGAUUCUACAGUUUCCGGAUCCGGUUUUGAUAAUACCGGUGGUGGUGGUGGUGGUGGCGGUAGCGGGCGUGGUUUACGUCGUCAAAUUCACUCCCGGGACAUGGACAGCUUACGGCCCGCACCAGUGCCUGUUCCCACCAGUGGAGUGGAUCGUGAGAAAACUUGUCCGAUACUCAUUCGAAUUUCCUACACCACUAACGGUCGUCAUACACCAUUGAGCGAAUACGACAAGGGCAGAUUUCCGCGAAAUAUGCUCUAUGUAAAUACUUGGUAA
Messenger RNA from Echinostoma caproni, 570 nucleotides. NCBI's taxonomy places the organism in Eukaryota, Metazoa, Platyhelminthes, Trematoda, Plagiorchiida, Echinostomatidae. The record is from the annotation of a GenBank genome assembly.